Molecule: messenger RNA, 1980 nt
Organism: Megalobrama amblycephala (Wuchang bream)
Lineage: Eukaryota; Metazoa; Chordata; Actinopteri; Cypriniformes; Xenocyprididae
Exons: 9
Coding region: 219-1739 (506 amino acids)
Biological process (GO): negative regulation of T cell proliferation; positive regulation of T cell proliferation; immune response
Cellular component (GO): external side of plasma membrane
Molecular function (GO): ATP hydrolysis activity
Source: RefSeq, a predicted model, not a curated record
AAGCUGGGUUGAAUUAUUUAGGAUUUUUCCGCGAGAUUCGAUUUUCUUGAAAAGCGCCGCUUCACGUGACGCGCACAACCAAUCAACAGGUAGGAGGAACCGAACACGCGCUUGAAAAGCAUUUUACAGCUGUUCCUUCUCCACAAUCCUACAUAAACAAAACACAGAGCCACAUGUCACAGUCAUCUGCAGCUCAUGAGCUUCAUGAUUAAGGGUCAAUGAGGGGAAUGCUGGUUUUCAUAUUUCAGGCUGUGCUAUGGCCUGCCAUCCCAGUUUCAGCCCUGUUUACAGUGAAUGUACAGAAGAGCGCUUACGAGGCAGAGCUACACAGCGACGUGAAACUAGUGUGCGUGUUCUCCACGGUUAAAAGACCUUCAGACCUCACCGUCAUAUGGAGCCGCGUCAAUCCGAAGCCGGACGUGGACGUGUAUCGGCUCGAGAAAGGCAAAGAAAACCACAAUUACACCAGUGCCCUGUUCAUAAAACGGGCGCAGCUCAUCCAACAACAACUGAAUGAAAACAAAGCGGUAUUACACUUGAAAAAUCUCCGGAUAAAAGAUUCGGGAACGUACCGGUGUAUCGUGAGAGAGGGAGACGAGGGAGACUACAAGCAAGUCACGCUCAACGUUACAGCUCCUUAUACUCCAAUAAAGAAAAGCAUCAGGAAAACGGGUCAGGAUGAAGUGGAGCUCUCCUGUGAGUCUCAGGGAUUCCCGUCACCUCAGGUUAUCUGGAGCAACGGUCAAAACGUGAACCUCACAGAGAAAUCCAACAGCUCUGCGCACAAUACAGAUGAAGAUCUCAUCAAAGUCAUCAGCAGUCUGACGGUGAAACGAGAUCUUGUGAACAACUACACCUGUUCUUUUCUCACAAAGGUUGGAAUCAAGCAGAAGGCCACCUUCAGCAUCCCAGAUGAAAUCCUUCAUGACUGUUCUGCUCAGUACGUGUGGAUUGUAGCUGUGGUCAUCGUGCUUUUAGCCAUUGCCUUCAUCUACGUCUUUCUGCGGAGGAGAAAAAAUGGUCAGAAAAGUAGACGAAAUGAAUCAUCUAAAUGCGCUUUCCUGUUCCCGAACUUGCCUUCUGCGAACUCUGAUUCUUUACUGACAGUGAACGAGAACAGGCCACAAACAUGUGACAUAACCUCAGAAGAACUUGCAGAAAAACCUCCAUCUCUGAGGGACGUACUAACACAACAGUAUUUACAGCUUGACACAGAUGUGGAGGUGAAAAGGAAACUUGAGUCAUAUGCACUUCACAGCAAAGAAGGCCAAUCGCUAAACAUCAGCUCCAUCCUGCCUGAUAAGAAGCAAACUAUCCUUCUGCUUGGAGAACCAGGCAGCGGGAAAACCACCGUGGCCCAAAUCCUGUCAUCCUGCUGGGCUCGGAGAAUCACGGCAGAUGCCUUCAACAUUCACCGACUCCAUCUGGUCGUGUUGGUGGACUGCAGCAGAGCGGAAGGAGACUUUUUCCAGGUGGUAAAGUCCAGCUUUAAUUAUGAAAAACCAUUAGACGUGUCUGACCUCAAAGAGAUGCUUCUGGGGCCGACGGAUUGUUUGCUCAUCCUGGACGGCUAUCAAGAGGGAAAUAAGGUCUUGGAUGAAACUCUCGAGGGGUUUCUAACAGAGCGGCAAACGUGCAGGGUGUUAGUUACGUCACAUCCAGGACAAUGUCCAGCCUUGGAGAAAACCAUCAGGACAGUAUUGCAACUCAUUCAGAGACCGGAAGAGUCUGGAUCAUGAUGAAAUCGGAGACAUUUCAUUCUUGUAUAGACAAUUACAGCAUUGUGCAAGUGUCUGAGUCCCAGAUAAUGCCUUUCACUUCUCUGGAAUUUUUUUUUUCCGACUUUUGGUAAAGACUCUGGCUGGAGAUCAAACCAUUUCGCAAUACUUGAAUUCAGUUGUAUUUUUCAAAGACCAAGUACCAGAAAGGAGAAAUGAGAUCAUGAUAAUAAAACAUUACACUGUUAAAAGUGGUAACCUA